Messenger RNA from Serendipita indica DSM 11827, 1899 nucleotides. Lineage: Eukaryota; Fungi; Basidiomycota; Agaricomycetes; Sebacinales; Serendipitaceae. The record is from the annotation of a GenBank genome assembly.
AUGGGCCAAAUCAUCCCCACCCCCCGUCGAAAAGAGCCAGAGCUCUUUGGUUUUUUCCCAACAUCGUCUCCUCCCAUCCCGUCGCUGUCUGUAGGAUACGGCGGCUCGCCAUAUGCGUCGCAAUAUCACACACCAUUAGGUUCUAUUACGGCGUCUCCAUACAGCAACUGGACCGCAUCACCCGCCAGCUUGAUGAUCACCACAUCCCAAACUGCAUCACCAGUACCUCUUAGUCAUUCACUUGAAUCUCCUCCUACACGCGGUGCGACGCUUGGCACUCCGCAAGUCAGUCCGCAAAUGCGCCCCGGCCAGCUUGCUCGUCCUUUUACAAAACCUCUAUCAAAAACUUUUAUAGAUUUGAGCGUAAUCGACGAGCUUCCAGUGCUGCCAUCCAAUGGGCAGGGUGUCGACGACUUUGCUUUCGAUAGUCCGGACUUUUCGACAUCAGCAAGAAGUUUUAAAUCAAAAGUAAUCGACUCAGGCGCACCAUUCUCGUCUAUUUAUUCGCUAGAUGCUAACACACUUCCCCAAAGCAUUCUUAACCGAAUAUUUGACUGUUACGUCGAUAACCUGCGACGAGAUGCAAGUGGUUCGCCAUUCGCAACCCCCGAGACACUACUCCAAGUCUGUAGACAGUGGAAAGAUAUAGCAGAACGUCAAGAGAGUAUAUGGGCCAAGGCCUAUAUCACUCUCAUCGACGAGCAGGUUGUUGAGACGUGGAUACUGCGAAUCAACAGAUACUAUGAUCGAGUUCAAUUCAUCACAGACAUUAAUAUUCAAGAUCAACGAGAUCUCAUUACGCCCAAGCUAUUGGGUACGAGUGCUGACCUCUAUCGUCAACUCAGGACGGAAGGAUUUCUGACGCAUCUCAGCGAUAUUGCCUUCUUGAUUACAGAGCUUCAUAGAAAUCUCUCGCGCUGUAGGUAUAAGAGGUUUCGCCUCGCCAUGCCACUCGGCUUUGUCGAAAUCAUUGACCAACUCGAUGGCGAUGCAAGAGCGCUUGCCAAGUUAUAUCUCGACAAGAUAUUCCACCUCGAUCUGCGAUUCCUCGAGUCGCUCGAGCUAGAAAAUGUUGGAUGGGUCACACCUACAGCACUCAAAUUUGACUACGCUCAACUUCCACGUAUAUUCCAACCGUUUAGCACCUCACUCAGGGUGCUUUGUCUAUACAACUGUUUUCUCCCAAAGAUUCCAAGUCUCGAAUUCCUGUACGAGGUACGCCUCGAGCAUUGCUUUUACUGGAACCUAUCACGCAGACAAUGGGAGCCAGUUGGUCAGAUAAAUGCCUCGGGUGAGCCCAAGGAAGUUGAAGGUUGCUGGAAUCUUCAGGCUUUCACUAUUGGGCCACUCACCGCCCCGAUCACCCCUUUAUACCUUCCAUCGCUCCGUACGUUGGAGAUCGUAACAUGGUGGGGCCAGGAAGCGACAGUACUUUCCCAUAGUCGAAAUCUAUCUGCACCCAAUCUUCAUAGACUAAUCAUAUCAUUACCACAUGUCCGCUUUGUCCAUCUCACUCCUCAUCUCCCGUCACCUGUCCAACCUGACCAAACCGUGGAUGCAAUCACUAUAUUAUUUACAAACUCGGAGCUUAUCAAGGUCAUCGAAGCGCCUAAGACGGUUCUCGUCAGUAUCCUUCGCUUCCUAUAUGAGCGUUCCUCUCCUUCGUCCACGGACAAGCCGAGAGAUCUCACUCUAUGCGAACACCUACAGGGGGUACGAAUACCGCUCACGGGUGACGAGACCAAAAAGCAGCUUCAAGAUAUCGCUCUUGGAUACUUUGAUCUCUCACUCUCUUAUUGGCCUUCGACCUAUCCGACGACUCGUAUAACCACGCGCCGAACAAUAAAACGCACGAGUCUGGAUCUCGGAUCCAAACUCGCGGGAUUAUGGCGUCCCUAG